Messenger RNA from Phycodurus eques (leafy seadragon), 5825 nucleotides. It is a transcript of the gene map3k9, whose product is annotated as mitogen-activated protein kinase kinase kinase 9. The record is from RefSeq and is a predicted model, not a curated record. Gene Ontology annotation, biological process: protein phosphorylation. Bases 208 to 3135 code for a protein of 975 amino acids. The transcript has 11 exons. Gene Ontology annotation, molecular function: protein binding; ATP binding; JUN kinase kinase kinase activity. NCBI's taxonomy places the organism in Eukaryota, Metazoa, Chordata, Actinopteri, Syngnathiformes, Syngnathidae.
CGCCGCUAGCGACGAUUGUGACUUUUUUUGUGUGCGUGUCUUUUUGUAUCUGAUCGGAGACACAAUGAUGACAUGUUUGACCCACAAUGCAGCUCGGCGGCGCGCGCGGGAUUAGCCGCGAGUUAAGAUAGCUAGCCAGCUAGCCGCCAGCAGGUGAAUGCGCCUGCCGCUGCCGCUGGGCUCCAGGCCGGCCCAUGGACCGCCUCCAUGGACGUUCCCCCCAAAGCGGCUUCGGCGGAGCACACGUCGAGCCCCGGGCCGCCGGGCGUCCCCUCCUCGAAUGAAGCGAAUAUUUUCCGCUGGCCCAGGCCGGAGGAGGAGGACGGGGAGACCAGCGACGAGCCGGAGGCGGCACCUGCCGGCCGCUGGACGGCCGUGUUCGACUACGAAGCGACGGCGGACGACGAGCUGAACCUCCGCCGGGGGGACCAGGUGGAGGUUCUGUCCAAGGACUCGCUGGUGUCCGGGGACGAGGGCUGGUGGACCGGUGUUGUGGCCGACCGGGUGGGCAUUUUCCCCUGCAACUAUGUCAGCAGGGGCGUGCCGGAGGAGAGGCGGGCCGCCUCGUCGCAGGAAGUGCCCCCCUUGCACCUCUUGGAGAUCGACUUCUCUGAGCUAGCCCUGGGGGAGAUCAUCGGUGUGGGCGGCUUUGGCAAGGUGUAUCGGGCGGUGUGGCGCGGCGCCGAGGUUGCGGUGAAGGCGGCGCGGCGGGACCCCGACGAGGACGCCGAGCAGACGCUGGCCAGCGUGCGGCAGGAGGCCAAGCUCUUCGCCAUGCUGGAGCACGCCAACGUCAUGGCGCUGCUUGGCGCGUGCCUGCGCCAGCCCAACCUCUGCCUGGUGAUGGAGUACGCCCGCGGAGGCGCCCUCAACCGAGCGCUGGCAGGCAAACGCGUGCCGCCCUGCGCCCUGGUGGACUGGGCGGUACAGGUCGCCCGAGGCAUGCGCUACCUGCAUAACCAGGCCAUCGUCACAAUCCUUCACAGAGACCUCAAGUCCAGCAAUGUCCUCAUCCUGGAGAGGCUUGAGAGGGAUGAUGACCUGAGCAACAAGACUCUGAAGAUCACAGACUUUGGGCUGGCACGUGAGUGGCAGCGCACCACCAAGAUGAGCGCGGCGGGCACCUACGCCUGGAUGGCGCCCGAGGUCAUCCGCUCGUCCACCUUCUCCAAGGGUAGCGACGUUUGGAGUUACGGCGUGCUGCUGUGGGAGUUGCUGACGGGCGAAGUGCCUUUCCGGGGCAUCGACGGCCUGGCGGUGGCGUACGGCGUGGCCAUGAACAAGCUGGCGUUGCCCAUCCCCUCCACGUGUCCCCAGCCCUUUGCUCGCCUCAUGGAGGGCUGCUGGAGCUCAGACCCUCACUCCCGACCGCAUUUCGCCGACAUUCUGGACCAGCUGACCGCCAUCGAGGAGUCGGGAUUCUUCGAGAUGCCGCCCGAGUCCUUUUGCUCGUUGCAGGAUGACUGGAAGCUGGAGAUACAGGAGAUGUUUGACCAGCUCAGGACCAAGGAGAAGGAGCUGCGUUCGUGGGAGGAGGAGCUGACGCGGGCGGCGCUGCAGCAGAAGUGCCAGGAGGAGGCUCUGCGGCGGCGCGAGCAGGAGCUGGCCGAGCGGGAGAUCCACAUCCUGGAGCGCGAGCUCAACAUAAUCAUCCACCAGCUGUACCGCGAUAAGCCGCACGUGGAGCGCCGCCAGGGAAAGUUCCGGCGCCACCGCCUCAAAGUCAAGGAUGGCAACAGGAUCAGCCUGCCGCUAGAUUUCCAGCACAAGAUCACUGUGCAGGCAUCGCCGUCCCACGACCGUCGCAGGAGUUUGCUCAGCAGCGGCUCCAGCCCACCAACCAGCCCGCCACUUCUCCUUCGCCUCCGAGCCAUACAGCUCACGCCACGGGAGGGUUGCUGCGGCGGCUGGGCUCGUAGCGCAGGCGAAGAGGAGAUUGAAAGGAGGGGCUCCAGGAAGAAGGGCAGGACGGGAGGGUGCGGACCACAGCGGGAGCACAGCGCCGACGCCAGCGUGAGGCCCGUCGCCGAGGGCAACCGCCAGCGCUCCUGCAGCGCCCCCAACCUGCGCCGUUCCCCCAGACACAGCCCCGCCGUGCCGGGAGUGCCCAGCCUGCUGGAGAUUGAAAAUGAAGACUGCUGCUUCGUGAGCGGCUCGGGAGCGCGGCCAUCUGAGUCGUACCCGUGCCCGCCCGGCCAAGAAUACGACCAAUCGGGAGCCGGCGAGGAUCCCUUUGCGGACGUCCAUGUUCCGGGAGCCACGCCCAGCCGCAAGAGCCCCGGCAGCGGUCGUCGCACGGACCUGGUGCUGCUGGGCUGCGGCGCCCUGCUGGCGGCGGUCGGGCUGGGCGACGGCCUGCUGACGUCGGCUCGGCCGGAGGAGGGCAUCAAAUCGCGCUGGGACGCCUUCUUCCACACACACAGACUAUUUCGGCGAGAUAGCCCGCUGAGGAUUCCGCCAUCUUCGCCUUCAGACCGCGACUCGUCCACGCGCUCGCUGCUGCGCUCCGUCGACGACGAGCCGCCGGUGGUGCCGCCCGCCCGUCGUCACGGCAACGCGCUGGUCAACACCCACCUGGAGAGCUUCAAGCGGAAUCCACGGCAGUCGCUCACCCCCACGCACGUGCCCUGCGCACGCGGCGCCGUCACCGCACGCACCGGGAGCCUACGACGCACGCCGUCUGAUGGGGCCAUCAAGAAGAGCUGCCCGCAGAACAACCUCGAACCUUUGCCGGAGCAAACCAUCUUGGAGAACAGAAGGGACGCCUUUCGAGGUUUUAUAGACAACUUCUCGGCUGUCCCCCGCCUCCCGGACCCCAACGUGGUGUUCCCGCCCACCCCCCGCCGACGCUGCGCCCUCGAGCGUCCUAAAACCUUGGACAUCCUGGCGCGGCCUCGGCCCUCGCCGCGGCCUCGCUGCGACGCCUUCCGUCCAGAGGUGCGGGGCCGCGGCGGGGGCGGCGACUCUCCGGCGGCGCACACCUCCAGCACGGAGACGCCGCCCACUGCGGAGGAGGCACCCACGCCUUACUACCCCAACAGGGGGCGCAACCUGCUGGACGCAGAGGACGAGGGGCAGUGCCGCGACGGCACCGUGCCGCUGUGCAGCAAAGACUCUGUGGGAUACUGGUGCUGACUUUUAAACACAAAGCUCACUUAAUCCCCAAUCCCUAUAUAAGGACUUUUAUAUAGUGAAUUAUAUAGUCCACGAAAAAUUCCAUGAGGGCGUCGGGAAUGAGUGAAUGAUUCUGAUUCUGUUUGGAAUCGUUCACUCAUUCCCGACGCCUUAAUCACUAUAUAGUGAAACAUCGGUUUUCGUUAUUAAUCCGUUCCAAAACGUCUGACUAAAAUCAAACGGUACAAAAACUGAACGGAGCAAUAUUUCCAAUAAGAAAUCAUGUCAAUACAAUUCAUCAGUCCCAGAUGCACAAAAAUAUGAACUCGGUUAUUGAGAAUAACUAUUGUUUUACAUAAAUAUCAAUGGGUAGCCCGCAUAAUAGCGUUGUCUCGUCAAAGGUACAACUUAAAGUUUCAUGUUUUACUACUUUUGCUACAAGCGGCGUAUUAGCGUUGUUAGCGUGUCAUACAUCAUAUGCUGUAAGCGGGAAGAAAUGGUAACGGCAUAUUACCGCUGUAGUCUCUUCCUUAGCAUUUUUCACAUCUCAUACGUUGUAUGCUGUAAGCGAGAAGAAAUACUUAGUUUCCUAGCUUAUUAGCGUUGUUGUCUUGUCAACGGUACCAUUUCAAGUUUCAUGUUUUACAUCUGCUAUAAGCAAGAAGAAAAUGCUGACAUCGUUAGCAUUAUUUGCAUCUCAUAAAUUGUAUGCAGUAAGCGAGAACAAAUGCUAACUUGCCUAGCUUAUUAGCGUUGUCGUCUUGUCAACAAUACCAUUUCAGGUUUUUCGCAUGUUUUACAUCUGCCAUAAGCAAGAAGAAAAUGGUAACUUCUUUAGCAUAAUUAGUGUCUAAUGUCGGAUGCUGUAAUUGAGAAAAAGGGUGGUAAUCACCCAACGAGAAUUAAAGGCGGACUGAAGGCCCUUUCGCACUGCACUUAGCACAGCGCAAGGCACAACGGCGUGCCGCGGAUGUUGGCGACCCGCAGAAUGGCUCAUUGAUUCCGGCAAACGAGUGGCCGAGUCACACGUUUUUGGCACGAAAACCGAGCGGCUGUACGAAAACUGGGACAAGAUUUCGAUGAAAAAAGUCGUCCGAAUUGUACCAAAAGUAGGGUAUAUGAAAACCGAGGUUCCCCUGUAUAGGGAUUAUUAUAUAGUGGACGAUGUAGUUUACUAAAAAUCCCUAUCUAGCGAUUCGGAAGUAGGGAAGGCGUAAAUGAUUCUGAACGCGCUCAGAAUUAUUCACUCGUUCCCGAAUCAUGAUAAGCACUAAGCAAAAAGCAUCAUGAAUGUACACGCGCUGGAUUGACUCACAAUUGUUUGGCGUUCAUGUUUUAAAUAGAGUGACACUUCACGGAUGCGCCAUUUACACUAUAGCAGCAGCAGCUUGUUUGCAGCCUACUUAAAGGGAACGUCCGUUAUGUAUUUGAAUAUGUAUUCUGCAUCGUUUAUCGUUUAUCAUGUGAGGAGCGUUCAAAUGCACGCGUGUCUCUCUCCUGAUUUAUUAUUAGGGCCCGAGCAGCAACUGCUGCAAGGGACCUAUAGUAAUCGUAAGAAUUAUUUAUUACUUAUGUUUGUUACUUAUUGCAUUUGUGACCCGAUUCACUGCAAUCUUAAAUGUUGAAAAUUGUAAAGCCUUUUAUUCAUUAUUUCGCUUUCAAGGUUAUUUGUCAUUAGUCAUUUAUUUAUUUACCUGCCAACUACAGUCACUUGAGGAGAAAUUUCAUUCGUCGAGAGAUUAUCGGAACAAAUUGCACUCGUAUAUAAAUACGGUGGGUCGCAAAAAUGUAUUAAAAUGAGCGUCGAAAGUCCUCACAAAAAAUAUAAAUUGAGGCUUAAAAAAUGUCAAAUCAGCAUCAUAAAAAAACAAAAAAAAUAAAUUAAAAAUUAUUGAGGCUGAAAAGCAUUAACAUCAGACUGUCAAAUUUUUAAUAAAUAAAUCCUUGAAAUAAAAAAAAUUGAGGCUCCCAAAAAUGAACAUCAAAACAGUGAAAUAAUAAAAAAAAUCAAAUAAAAGUUAAGCCUCACAUAAAUGAUCAAUUUGAAACAUUUUAUUUUAAACAAUUAAAAAUUGAGGCUCAUAAAAAAGUCAUGGCACAGUGAGCCAACUGGUUAGAGCAUCCGCCUCACAGUUCUGAGGACCGGGGUUCAAUCCCCGGUGGAGUUUGCAUGUUCUCCCCGUACCUGCAUGGGUUUUCUCCGGGCGCUCCGGUUUCCUCCCACAUCCCAAAAACAUGCAUGCUAGGUUAAUUGACAACUCUAAAUUGCCCGUAGGUGUGAAUGUGAGUGCGAAUGGUUGUUUGUUUCUAUGUGCCCUGCGAUUGGCUGGCGGCCGGUUCACGGUUUACGCCGCCUCCCGCCCUAUGAUGGCUGGGAUAGGCUCCGGCGAUGGAUGGACAAAAAAGUCACGAAGUGAACAUCAGAGCCUUAAUUUUGUUCUGUAAAAAUGAAAUCCAAACAAUACUAAAUUUUAUAGAACAGUCCUAAAUAAUUUUAAAAAAGAAUACAAAAAAGUAUACUAAAUACAAUUAAUUUAAUCAGAAUUGGGGGGGAGAAAAACAAAAACUUUUUUGAACAGAAUAACCAUCCAUCCAUGCAUUUUCUUCCGCAUCUGAGGUCGGGUCGCUGACUUCCCAGAAGACUUCCCUUUCCGUCCUGCUCUUCCGGGGGGAUCCCGAGGCGUUCCCAAGCAAGCCAGAACAUACAGUCU